Knipowitschia caucasica is the source of this 1674-nucleotide messenger RNA. NCBI's taxonomy places the organism in Eukaryota, Metazoa, Chordata, Actinopteri, Gobiiformes, Gobiidae. The record is from the annotation of a GenBank genome assembly.
AUGGAUCAUGGCGGCGCGGUCCUGAGAGUGCAGCUCCGGCUCAGCGCAUGCACCGGCCUCAUCCGAAGCGCACGAGCCGUGGGCCAAUCAGAAGCCGUCUGUGCGAGCGGACCAAUCAGCACGGGCGGACCGCGGGACUCUGAAUUUCGCGGGGACGCACUUUUCGCGGCAAAAAACGACAAACCCCCGUUUCCCCGUGCGUGUGACGAGGCACUUGCACCGGGGACCAGAGGCUCUCACACCGGGGACCAGAGGCUCUCACACCGGGGACCAGAGGCUCUCACACCGGGGACCAGAGGCUCUCACACCGGGAGGAGCAGCAGCGGGAGUCGGGCUGUGAGCGCUGCAAUGAACGGGCCUGCCUCGCACCGGCCCCCCACCAUGAUGCGUCUGCCUAAGGGCCUGUCUCCCGGCCCUUGUGGCCUCAUGCCCCCCUCUCUGCCGGGCUCACACCACAAGACUGCCAAGGCCAGCACUCCGGGCGCCACGGUGAGUCUGGCCAGUCCGGUACCUGCCGGAUACUUCACCCAGAUCUGCAACACCAGCGCCGCUGAGCUCAGGGCACACAGCCUCUACUCCACCCCCCACGGCCCGCACGGCAAACCCAACCGCUGCUCCACGGGAAGACUCCCGGCCAAGAGGAAGCUGGACCUGGAGGACCCGGCCUACCUGCCCGAGUUCCGUACUCCCAAAGGCAAAGGCAUCGUCACCCGGAUCCCCAGCCCCCACACUCCAAAGUCUCCAGGGGAGAGGACACGCUACGACACCUCCCUCGGCCUCCUCACCAAGAAGUUUGUGAAUCUGAUCGCGGAGAGUCCAGACGGAGUUCUGGACCUGAACUGGGCCACGGAGGUCCUGGAGGUCCAGAAGAGACGCAUCUAUGACAUCACCAACGUCCUGGAGGGAGUGCAGCUCAUUCGCAAGAAGUCCAAGAACAACAUCCAGUGGCUCAUUGGGGACGUGUUUGAGGGCAGCUCCAGCGGUGGGGAGAGGGCCCGGACCCUGAGGAAGGAGCUGAGUGAGCUGGAGAGAGCAGAACGAGCCCUGGAGGAACUCAUCACCUCCAGUACCACACAACUCAAACAGCUGACGGACGACCAGAGCGGACAGAGGCUGGCCUAUGUGACAUACCAGGACCUGCGCUCCAUCUCCAGCCUCCGGGACCAGACCGUCAUCGCAGUCAAAGCUCCUGCAGGAACCAAGCUGGAGGUUCCUGAUGCACAAGGGAGCACUUUACAGAUGUACCUAAAGAGCAGCACAGGGCCCAUCGAGGUCUACCUGUGUCCAGAGGAGGGUCUGGAGGACGCCAGUCCUGUGAAGCCAGGCCUGACCCCAAAGACAGAGUUCCCGUCUCCUCUGGGGCCCCCCGCACACCUGGCAACCUCCACACACGACUACUGCAGCCGAGCAGAGCCCACACAGUCGCGUGCCCCCCCUGCUGUGGCCCCCUCCCCCUCUCUGCUGGACGUGGAGGGGCUGCUGGGUCUGCCCCCCAGACUCCUGCAGAUGACCGAGGACCAACUGGCCUGCCCUGGAGCCUCCGUGGGCCCCUUCGUCAGCUUCUCUCCCCCCCUGGACCACGACGACGACUACCUGUGGAGCCUGGAGGAGCACGAGGGCGUGUCCGACUUCUUCGACUCCUACGACCUGGGCGACCUGUUGAGGCCGAGCUGA